This is a messenger RNA of Dicentrarchus labrax (European seabass), 4124 nucleotides long. RefSeq names its product olfactory receptor 1M1-like. Gene Ontology annotation, biological process: G protein-coupled receptor signaling pathway. The transcript has 2 exons. NCBI's taxonomy places the organism in Eukaryota, Metazoa, Chordata, Actinopteri, Moronidae. Bases 2712 to 3674 code for a protein of 320 amino acids. The record is from RefSeq and is a predicted model, not a curated record. Gene Ontology annotation, molecular function: G protein-coupled receptor activity; olfactory receptor activity. Gene Ontology annotation, cellular component: membrane.
UCAUCUCUAAAGGGUUACAUCUAACUGACAGUGCUGUAGCUAAAUUUAAGGAGGAGAUUCCAUCAGUGUUUAAUUCAAUGUCUGAAUAUAUCAGAGUCCUAUAAUAACUUUAGUCCCUCCCAAAUUGAUAAUCUUGUUAAUAGUGCUGCAGGCUCACUGCGAACAAGAUUAGAUUCUAUCGCCCCUAUAAAAAGGAAAAGAGUCUGAGUUUAACAUCAGAAAAUUGCAGCUCAUCCAGGUUUUUAUGUCCUUAAGACAUGUAUGUAAUGUAGAUAAUAGGGGAUUUCCAAUGAUGCACUGAGCUCCUCUCUUCCUGCACACAUUCAUGUCCCAUUAAUGCAUGUUACUAACUUAAUAAUAAUAAUACAUUUUAUUCAAAAAAGCGCUUUUCUGAAUACUCAAAGACACUGUACAAUAUAAUAUAAGAAGAAUACAAGAACAUCAAUCAGUAAAACAAUAUACAACAAUAAUUACAUACGUUAAAAACACAUGAGACUGAGCUUCACUUCUUCCCCGGAGUUCUUGUGCUUUCUCGUCUCGCAGGUUCUCAUGGAUCCUGGUGGAGCCUCCUGCCAUGGUCCUGCUUUACUCUCAUUUCUAAUAUCACUGAUAAUAUUGUUAUUAUUACUAUUACUAUUAUUAUUACUACAGAUACUAUUAUUACUAUAAUCACUGCUCAUUGUCCUCCAUCGAUGUGGCUGUUGUUGUCGUCAUCAUCUCACUGUAUUUACAUCUGUAUAUUUUUAAGAUCAUAACUGCACACUAUGUAAUACAGUGUGUGUGUGUGUGUGUGUGUGUGUGUGUGUGUGUGUGUGUGUGUGUGUGUGUUACUGUGUGUGUUUAAGACACAUGAAGUAACAAGUGACUCACAAAUAUUUAUGUGGUAACUAGAGUUUAAAUAGGCUAUUUACGAUGGAAAUUAUACAUAUUCUCCUAAAAUCACAAUGACAGAGUUCGUAUCAAUUGUAAAUCUCUCUUUUUACUCAGCUGUCACACUGAAACUGGCCUCCAGCAAAGACAGUAAAAUCAAGUCUUUUAUGUGGUCCUUAAAUGCAACAACAACUACCAUGCACUACAAUGAAGCUACUAGACUACUUCCAAAAUUCAAAACACAAAAUGAGAACCUGUUAUCUUGUCUGAUGGUACAGAAGCCUUGCAUUGAUACAUUUUAUUUCCUCUGUUUUCCCGUGAUAACGAGAUCAUUUUCUCGAGAUCUCGAGAUAACGAAACUUUGUUUUCCUGAGAUAACAACAUAAUUAAUUCGAGAUCUCGAGAUAAUGACUGUGAUAUGAUAACUGUGGUCAAACCAGCCAUUACUCCGAUCCCCGUGCUCAAAUCAGCCGCACUUAAAUUUACAGCGUAUUCCAAUUUGGAGAAAUUCAACAAUAAAAUUCCACAUUUGUACCUGCUUUUAAUGUACCUCAAAUAUGAGAAAAGAUGCCACUUGGAGGUACAAAUAUGGAACUUUUGUUUUGGCAUUUCUCCACAUUGGUGCAGUAAAAAUGCUUGAUAUUAAGUAUGUUUUUUAUUCAUCAUGGGCACAUGAAACACUUUAAUGUAACAUAUUUUAUUUUAAAUGUAGGUUCGAAUUAUUGCUUAUAUGCUUACUGUUCUUAAUACCUUAUAUCUUAAUACAAAACAAAGUUUUGUUAUCUCGAGAUCUCGAGAAAAUUAUCUUGUUAUCACAGGAAAACAGGAAAUAAAAUGUAUGAAUGCAUGGCCCUUUAGGGCUUCCGUAUGAUGGAAACAGUUUGUAUGAAUCACUAAUAUUUGUAGAGAUGAGAAUAAAACUGGCCUAUAUUUCAAAAUACAGACACACACAUAAUCAAAAGUUCAGAAUCACCACAAAAGCUUUAUUCAGUACAGUCAGGUGGCUGGGAGCACUACUCUACAUUUUGAAAAAAGUUAUGUUCUGUACAAGCAGACUGAUAACUAAAAGGACAGAGACAAAGACACUGAGCAACAGUUAUUGGUCAAAGAAAUUGGAAGCCUAGCAUUAGCACUGUUUUAGUUUAGCAAUGAUAUAGGGUCGAUUGCACUUUUCUGGGCUGGAAAACAAAUUCAAAAUCAAUUUGGGGGAAGAAAUGGUUACAACAGUAUUCUCACCAGUCAUGCAACACUGUAGGGAGAUAGACUAAAUUAAAGCUUUAAUCAUUUAAUUAUUCUUUUCGCAUUCGAUUUCAAAUGUAAACGAUACAUUUCGUGCCUGAAUUGUACUGUUUUUAAUCUAUGGCAAAACAGCCCUUAUUGAAGGAAAGAUGAAAAACAUCAAUAUAACAGGUGAUUCCAGACUUUUGAACGCUGCUGUACAUUUUUUGUUACAAACAUUGCUGACUGGGUUUCAGUGCUGUUUAUUAUACUGUGCAUUUUUUCCUGCUCUUGAGUAAUGAGGUGCUUGGAAUAAUUAUAAUUACCUUUGCAAGUUAAGACACUACACCCCACUGAUAUACCUUUAAUAGGGUAGUGCUCAUUAAUGUAUCGUUCAUCCAUAUUAUUCUUAAUUAGAAGACUGCAUGUUAUCUCUGGAGAUCAAUGAAGAGGGUAUAUUUUCCGCUGUACACAGGUCUGACAUGCAGACAUUCACUGGCUGCUAUUGGCAUCUGCAUCAUAUGGAGUCACAGUGUGUAAAACAAUCAACAACCAGAACAGACUAGAGAGAUUUUGUGCACAGUGGACCAGAGGCCGAGGCACGCAGCCUGUGGAGUUCAACUAUGUCUUUACUCAGGACUGUUAUAAACAACUCUGAUAUCAUUCAUCCUCCAGGCUUCUAUAUCAUCGGAUUUGAGACAUUUCCCUACAUCAGUAUCUACAUCAUCUUCCUAGCGUUUGUCUAUGUGGUUACACUAGUGUUUAAUAUUUUGUUGAUCUACAUAAUUUCCCGUGACCACAGUUUACACACUCCAAAAUGUAUGGCUGUGGUCAACCUUGCAGUAAUUGAUCUUAUCUUAAACACUAGCACUAUACCCAGCAUGAUUAAGACAUUCCUCUUCAAGGAUAACUUUGUUCCAUUCAACCUAUGUCUGUUACAAAUGUAUGUCUACUACACUGUCAUAUCUCUGGAGUCAUACGCACUUGCUUUACUUGCCUAUGACCGGUUGAUUGCAAUAUGUUUCCCUCUACGCCAGAACUUAUUCAACACACUGCCGAUCAUGUCUUGUCUUGUCGGAGUGACUUGGGUUUACAAUCUGGGAAGAGUGUCUUAUAGCACAGCGAUCAUGACUCAACUGUCUUUUUGCAAUUCUGUCAGAGUGUUCAGCUAUUUCUGUGACUAUGCUCCUGUGUUUAGACUCGCCUGUAAUGAUUACACAUUGCAGUGGUCCGUGGCUUCAACUUCUAGUAUGGUGAAUCUGAUGGGCCCCUUUACUUUCAUUCUUCUGUCAUACGCCAGCAUCCUGGUGACUGUGUUCAGGAUGAAAUCAGUAAGCAGUAGAGUCAAAGCUCUCGCUACUUGCAUUGAGCACUUAGUCCUUGUUGCUGUAUUUUACAUUCCUUUAUUUACAAUUUUCUUAAUUGGGCUUUAUGUGCGAUCCAUUGACCCAGACCAGCGUGUGCUGAGUCUGUCUCUGGCCUCUUGCCUCCCACCCUGCAUCAAUCCUAUUGUAUAUUCUUUGAAAACUAAAGAGAUUAAAACCAGAACUCUAGCACUGGUCCACAGAAUGAAAACAAGCUCUUGACAAACUUCUCUUCUAUACAAAAUCAAUCUGUAGAAAGUGUGUGUGUGUAGUGAGACAAAAGAGGCCUUUUUUAUUUUUAUUUAUCAUCAUUUAAAAGCAGCCAUGUUUGCACAAAUGUGUCAUAUUAUUUAUUAUUCAUUAUUAAAUAGUAUGCUUUUGUUAAUAUUUAUUUUAUUUGAUGUUCUGCCACUAUUUAAACACUGACCAAAUUCAACAAGUGAAUAAAAUGCAUGCCCCUAUUCUUAUGUAAUCAUACACUGCUGACUUAUUUAUACAUAAAAUAUACUUGGUUGUAUUUUAAUGUAAUUGUAUGAUAUUUGUACAUUUGACUGCUCUGUCCCUUAUCUGUCACACAAAACACUCCUUUAUAAAACACUCCAUGAUUUUGUUUUACUGUAUCAAAGUGAAAUAAAAUAAUAAAUAAAAUAAAUUGUCUGAUAAAAAAUAAAA